Messenger RNA from Nematocida ausubeli, 2772 nucleotides. RefSeq lists its product as uncharacterized. Bases 1 to 2772 code for a protein of 923 amino acids. The record is from RefSeq and is a predicted model, not a curated record. Gene Ontology annotation, cellular component: transcription elongation factor complex. Gene Ontology annotation, molecular function: nucleosome binding; histone binding. Gene Ontology annotation, biological process: nucleosome organization; transcription elongation by RNA polymerase II; mRNA transcription by RNA polymerase II. The transcript has a single exon. NCBI's taxonomy places the organism in Eukaryota, Fungi, Microsporidia.
AUGAAAAGAGAGAGGGAAGAGGAGAGUGAUGAUGAAAUAAUUGAAAGAAGAAGGAAAGUCCAUAAGAAAGAUAAAGAUAUCAAAGAUGAAAUAGAAGACUUAUUUGAAGAAAUCUCAUCAGACCAAACAGCAGAAAAUAUACCACAAGCAAAUGAAUGGAGAGUAACAGGAAGUGCUACAGCAGGUGCCCUACAAGAAAUAUUCGGAGAUGGAACAGAUUACUUAUACGCAAUGGAAUACUACACUAAGAAGAAUGAACAAGAAGAAAAAAGACAUAAGGAAUUUAAACAACCAAAACCAGAAGUAUUCAGUAAGAUAGACAGAGAAGAAAUAAUCAGCAGAGUAACAGAAUCACUUAUGGAGACAAAUACUUCAUUCCCAAAGCAUAAUAUUGAAGCAGUAGUAGGGAAUAUAGUAGAUAAUAUAAGCUUAGUAGACACAGUAUCUGAGUCAUUCCAUUGCUUAGACAGCAGAAAUAACCACAUCACUCUCCUGGAGGCAAGAAGACUUGUCGCCCUCUACAGGGAAAAGGAUAAAAUACUAGCACACCUGCCUAAAGUACUUGAUAAGAAUAUAAAGACAGUCAUAUCCUGUGCACAUAUGCUUAAGACACCAGAAGAAUACACUAGAUUAGUCAGGUACGUAUACAGAUUGCAGUCAAAUGAGUGCACAGAUGCAGACAGAGAGAUAGCAGCAAAUGUAACCCAGAAGAUAACAAAUAUAUCAAUGUAUUAUACAGAAUAUGCAGCUGUAAAUAGUGAUGACCAACAGAUAAGAAGUGACCCAGAAGAUAAAGGAACUAGUCAUACUGCAUCACAGAAGGAAACAAAACUGAAAAUAUCCAGGGAAAGAGGACUACUACAUAACCCAUGGAUAUACAGGGCAGCAGUAGAAAUAGGCAUGGAAAUAUCUACAGUGGAAAUACAAGGCAUAGAAAAUAUAAAGAUACUAGCCAGUGCAAUCUCACAGGAAGAUAUGUUCCUACUGAAUAAACUCACUAAGAGAGGAAUAUCUUACAGAAUAAUCCUGAAUAAAGAAGAGACAGUCAGAAGAAUAUCACAGAAAUUAGACGGAUCUGCACCGAUGGAAGAAAUAGUAGAAGGACUCUCUUACUUCAUUGAUAAGUCAGCUGAUGACAUAUCAGCAGGAAUUGAAAAAGAACUCAUCUCCUUUGCAGAAGAAUACGUUAAGAUAGAACUAUUCAAGACACUCAUAAAUAUACUCAGUAUAAAACCUGGUAAAGAAGAUAUCUUAAGCAUAUGGAUAGACAAGGGAAAGACAAGAUACACUAAAGUCAAUAGUAAAGGCACACUAAUAUCCUCUGGGAUAGUCACACCCAGGGAAGACAUAAAUAUAUCAGAACAUAAGGGCAUAGUAGCACUCACAGGAUGCGGGUACAGACUAAAACCAUAUACAAAAGGAAAGUACACAGUAUAUAUACAGGAAGAAGUACUGAGUUUAGUAGGUGGUAGUAAGGAUAUGUCUGUUGUAAUGUGCAAUCUCAUCAGAAAUCCACUUAGUGCCCUGGAGAGUCUCCUGUCCUCUGAUGCACCAGUCCCUAGGCUUGUCCUCCUGCAGAGUAUGCUACCCCAGGAUGUACCCAUCACUGUCCUGCAGUACGCAGUAGCAUACAAGAAGGCAGAGACACAGAUGCACCAGUCAGCAGAGUACAGUCACCUGAAGAAAGACGUAAUGGAAUUCCUUAAGGGAGGGGGUGACCCAGAGGCAGUAAUUGUAGACAGAUAUGCUGAGUGCGAUGUACUCAGAAGGGCAGUGAAGGAGACAGCUGUCUCAGGGGCUGGAUGGAAGUGUCCAGAGACAAAACCCGUCUUGGAGAAUAUUCUGCUCAGGGAUGUAUACACGCACUGUGUGAAUAAGAUGGAAAAUAUACACGUACCAGUUGGCCUACCAGAUAUGAGCCCAGAUGAAGCAUUCCUGGCCUUCAAUAGAAUAUCAGAGGAAGACCUGCUGUACCUGCAGACUAAAUGGACACUUUCUUGCGGAGUAGUCAUAUCUAUGCCUGGCAUGGAGACAGAGGGAAUUAUCACGGGCCUAAGACAGGAGACACACUUGCGCCUGGACAGUGGCGUAUCUGCUGUUCUCUCUGGGAAAGUGCGCCCGGGUGUAGUAGAUGGCCAGAGACUAAGUGUAACAGUACUGGGCCUGGAUAUGCUGCAGUACAGGGCAAUUGUCCAGGAGAAGCAGGAGAAGGUGGGUCUUAGGGCACAUUCCAACUGGCGGGUCAAGAAUGUCACAGCAAAGGCAGCUGGGCGUAUGCUCCGGGAGAGACCAUUUGGGUCUUAUAUCUUGCGCCCAUCUGCCACUCACUUGGACUCAUUGAUACUCACAGUGCGCAUCACGGAAGUACCUGAGAAAUUCUUACUAUCACAUAUUCGUGUCAGGGAGGUACCCAGUGGGUACGAAGUCGCAGGGAAAGUGUUUGGUGACUUGGAUGGUCUAGUGGAGACGUAUAUCCCGAAUUAUUUGAGGACAUUCAAGAGGGUCAUGCACCACAGGAAAUUUACAACAGAGCCUGUUGAUGCGAUUAAGACCCGGCUGUUGCAUGCAAAGGCAGAAGAUGCCCUGGAUAAGUACGCCCUGUCCAUCUCAAAGACAGCACCCGGAUGCGUGUCCUUCGUAUACGUCCGGAAUAAAAGUGAACCCACAGAAGUACUUCUGCACGUAGUCGAGCAGGGCCUGUACUUUGACAGAAAGGUCUAUGCCAAACCAGAAGACUUCAUCAAUAUGAUCAAGAAAUCACAGGCGAAAUAG